This is a messenger RNA of Leptomonas pyrrhocoris, 2224 nucleotides long. RefSeq lists its product as hypothetical. The transcript has a single exon. Lineage: Eukaryota; Euglenozoa; Kinetoplastea; Trypanosomatida; Trypanosomatidae. The record is from RefSeq and is a predicted model, not a curated record. The coding region runs from base 137 to 2224 and encodes 695 amino acids.
AGAUAAAAAUUAAAAGAAGGCGACGGAGACAGCUGCGCACGGUAAGAGCGCCCUCCGUUUCACCAAACAGCCACAACAGCAAGCAAAAAGUACCCAGCCACACGGAAGCACGAAGGAUUUGUCGGUGGUCAUUGCGAUGAUCAUCGCGAUUGCCGCCUUUGUGGUGGUUUUUCUCAUCUGCUGGUACCUCAACUUUCGUCCGCGGUCUACCAAUCAACUCAAGCCGCUUUACACGAGCCGUAGCCGGCCGGAGAAGGUGCAACGGUGCGAUUAUGUCGUCGUUGGUGCCGGUGCGGCGGGCUUGUCGGCCGUCGCGGCGUUGCUGCACCAAACCUCCGACGACUCCCACGUACUGCUGAUCGAAGGCGGUCCAGAUCCGCAGCCCUCCUCUGCGCUGACACUCCUGUUAAGCGUGGGACGGCGGGACCGUCUGCUGUCCUUCGCACCCGACCUCGUCCGUGUCCCUGCGGAGGCGCUGCCGCGUGGGGCCAAACCCACAUUUAUGGGUCUCCCCACGCCUGACGAGGGCUACCAGGUUCAGCGGCCCUGGCACUUCUCCAAAGUCGAGGAGGACAAGGUCGCAGCAGCAGCAGCAGCAGUGACCACCGCGGCGGAGUCGAAAGCGAACCGGUAUCGUCUACUGCAGUACACCCCGCUUCCCCGCGGCGUGGGGGUGGGCGGGACGGGGCUGCUUGAUUGGGGCAUGCACCUCAACUCCAUCUGGCCGGCGCACGACGUGGCCUCGGCCUCCGCCGGACCCACGACGGCGCUGUGGGCCCGCGUGCCAGUGCACUUUCCCGCCCUCCGCAACCCCCUCUCCUGGGCCUUCGCAGAAACGGUGAAGACGGCAGAACUGGCGCCUCCGUACCUCCCGACGGCGGAUGCGCCGGUAAAACACGGGACCGUCUUUCCCGCCUACUUGUACCUGGACAAGGACGGACGCCGCCUUGCAAUGCCGUCCGCGGUGCUGGCCGACAUCGCACCGGACGUGCUGCGCAGGCGGCUGAGUGUCUUGACCGGUUACACGGUGGUCGACGUGGAGCUUGAAAACAGCGCAGCCGAUAAGGAACGAGAAGAGGAGGCAGACAUCGCGGAGAAGCAAAGGCUGCGUCGCGUCUGCGGCGUGUGUGUGCGUCGCAGCGGCGCACCCUCCACGGAGAAGCCGCAAACCAUUCUCCUAACAAAAGGUGUGGUGCUCUCUGCAGGGGCGGUGCACUCACCUCAACUCCUCCACGACAUUGUCGCGGCACAUAAUCUCACGCUUCCGGUGCCGUUGCCGACUUCUGUUCCGCUUCGGGAUGCUGUGGCGCUGCCGUUGAUUUUUGCAUCCAUGCCGGCGGUCUCUGCGGAUUCCUUCAACGCACGUGACACGAAGGGAGCUGCGAUGUGGUGGAUGACGCAGCGGGGUCCGUUUCUCGCCCCGCUCGGCGACACCGCCGCCUCUCUUCCGCUGCCCCAAAUCGGUCCGCAGGCGGAGCUGCGAAUUUUGCUGCUGCCCUUUGGCGGGCGGGAUGCAACGCGCUUCAAGAGCAUGGGCUGGGACACGGUGUUGGCCACGCCGUUGCAGGCCUACACGAUGCUGCUGAUUGUGCAGGGCAUCGAUGGGUUACAGCAUCAGCUGACGCUGAACAAGACGAUUGCGCCACCCGGCGCGGCGCACGCGCUGGGGCUGUGCCCCCACCACCCAUCACCGACACUGUCAGAAGAAGUUCACCGCCAAGUGCAGGAAGCGCUCUUAUGUGGCAUCAAGGAGUGCCGACGCCUUACCAAAAAGCAUCCCUUGUCUAGCCUCUCCCUCCACCCUGGCGCAGAAUCCGUGGACUUUACGUGUCUCGUGCCGGUGGAUGAAGCGAAGGCGGUGCGGCUGGCGCAGCUGUCACGGCAGAUGCCGUCGAAGCGCACCGCCCGCAACAAGGCGGAGCUGAACGAGUUGAUGCUGUGGGCGAGGCAGCAGCUCAUGACGGAGCCGUACAUGCGGCGCUACGUCGAUGCCCACGCGUACUGGUUAGGCUUUGCGAGCGGCAGCAGUGAGACGUUUUUGGCUUCUCCGAGCUCGUCGAUGAGGGUGGCCGGUCUCGAAAAUGUCGUGGUGGGAGAUGCGUCGGCCGUGACGGCGGAGCAGUGGUCCACUGUGGGGAAGCGGGACACGCUGGCGGCGGCCAGUCGCAGCACCACCAUGCACGCUGCUGAGAAGGCGGUGACGGAGCUCGUGAAGGCGCCUUAG